Molecule: messenger RNA, 2961 nt
Organism: Alosa alosa (allis shad)
Lineage: Eukaryota; Metazoa; Chordata; Actinopteri; Clupeiformes; Clupeidae
Gene: smad6b
Product: SMAD family member 6b
Biological process (GO): anatomical structure morphogenesis; SMAD protein signal transduction; cell differentiation
Cellular component (GO): heteromeric SMAD protein complex
Molecular function (GO): I-SMAD binding; transcription regulator inhibitor activity
Source: RefSeq, a predicted model, not a curated record
ACUAGCACAUGAUGGGAGCCAGCCAAUGGCUCCAGCGCUCUCCUCGGGGGCCCCGUGUGUGUGUGUGACUGUGUGUGUGUGCGUAUGUGUGUUUGAGCGAAGGGGGAAAAAAAAGAAAAAAGAGAGAGAAACGGAGAAAGAAAGGGAUCUGGGUUGCAGUUUGAGCAGACCUGAACGCGGAACCAGGAGCACCGCUUUAGUCCACGGAUUGUUACUCUUCCUGGCUUCGCCUCGGAGGGAUAUUUUUGGAUUGUUAAAGGAGUUCGCCCCAACGCUGGGAAACAAACGUGAUUGUGAAGUGAAUUCCGAACGGAUUUUCUUUGGGGGAUUAAUCCGCUGCGGGGCCGGUUCAUUCAUGUUCUCAGCGCUGCUUUAAAGAGUGAAUCUGAGGGGGUUUCAAAGUCCGAACCCACUGCCUGUGCACAAGUUGGUCGCAGCGGGCCAUGGAGAUGGUGGCUAGCUGAAGUCAUCAAGUUUCCUCCGGUUUUGAUUCUUUCAUGUGCAUUGAAACGGAUUUAGCGAAGAUAUUAUAGCUGUAGGCAAGGCGUGAGGUCCCGUACAUGGAUAACAGUUUUGCAUGCAGUUGACAGUACCAUAUUCGUAGAUGAAUGCAUUUUGAUUUCUGUGUAACCGUGCAUUUUAGUUAACUUGUGUAUUUUUUUAAUGCAACAUUACAUUGUAGCUUCCAACCUAAUGUUGUGCUUUUCCCAUCAAUACUCGGCGUUUGGCUGUGCAUGCGUUGCACGGCAGUCAACCAACAUUAAUGUUGUGCAACGAGCCUAAAGUUAGUUAUCACCAGCGAAGAUCUGAACAAAAAUAAAAAGAUAUAGAUUUUUAAAUUGUCGUAUGUUCAGGACGAAACGCUCAGGUCUUGUGCGGCGACUCUGGAGAAGCCGAUUGAUUCCAGAUAAGGACGGGGGCGAUGGAAAUGGCAAAUGUAGCGAGGGCUGUCGGGACGAUCUGUGCAGCAACAACCCAGAGAAAAUUCCCAAGACGGAACUCAGACCGAUGACACCGAGCGGGUCGCUUGUAGUGGACUAUGGGGGAAUGUGUGCUCGGAGUUCCGUGGAGUGUAGCGACACGGGGGUCACCAUGGACCAAGAUGGGGGUGCGGUGCAUGCUUUGGAGCAGGAAAGCCCCCGAUCCGUGCAGGACAGCGACUGUAGAACUGUUACGUGCUGUUUGUUUAAAGAUCGGGACCACCCCGGAUCCCGAAGCCCAGAGACGGCUCAGGGUAAGGAACCCGGCUCUUGCCAGUUCGCGCUGAGGAACACUAGUUCUCGGGACUGCAGUUCGCCCGAGGGUCAGGAGCCGAAGCCCCGCUCUGUUAUGGAGCAGGAACUCAAGACCGCCACCUACUCGCUUCUGAAGAGGCUGAAAGAGAAAACGUUGGAUACGCUGCUGGAGGCCGUGGAAUCUAAGGGAGGGAUGCCGAGCGAGUGUGUGAUGGUGUCCCGGGCAGAACUCCGUUUGGGCGGCCACAUGGCUCCUCCGCAGCUGCUUCUGUGUAAGCUUUACCGGUGGUCGGACCUGCAGCACACGGCCCAGCUUAAAGCGCUCUGUGAGUGCAAGGGCUUUGGCAUCCAGGACGGCCCUUCGGUGUGUUGUAAUCCCUAUCACUACAGCAGACUCUGUGGCCCAGAGUCGCCGCCUCCCCCCUACUCCAGGCUCUCCCCCAGCGAAGAGCACAAGCCACUGGAUCUGUCAGAUUCCACUCUCUCUUACACUGAAACGGAGGCUGCCAGCUCGCCGGACAUCACCCAAGGGGAAUUCUCAGGCCCUGCUCGCAAAAGGCGCUUGCUUGCGUUUGCGAACUCCUGCCGAGUGCGUUUGGAUAAAUGCGCAAACUUUGCAGACGCCAGUAUGUCACCGGACGCUCCGAAGCAGAGUCACUGGUGCUACGUGGCGUACUGGGAGCACCGGACGCGUGUGGGCCGCCUCUAUGCGGUGUACGACCACGCCGUCAGCAUCUUCUACGACCUACCUCAAGGCACGGGCUUCUGCCUGGGCCAGCUGAGCCCCGCGGAGCAGCGUGGCAGGGGUGGUGGAGGAGGGGGCAGCAGCACCACGGUCCAGCGUGCCCGUGGCAAGAUCGGCUACGGCAUCCUCCUCAGCAGGACGGACGGCGUGUGGGCCUACAACCGCAGCCAGCACCCCGUCUUUGUCAACUCGCCCACGCUGGACGUGCCGGGCAGCCGCAGCCUGGUGGUGCGCAAGGUCAUGCCCGGCUACUCCAUCAAGGUGUUUGACUACGAGCGCUCGGCCGCGCUGAGGCAGGCGGGCGUCGCCGAUGGGCCCGAGGUGCUGGACGGGCCCUACGACCCCAACAGCGUACGCAUCAGCUUCGCCAAGGGCUGGGGGCCCUGCUACUCUAGACAGUUCAUCACCUCCUGCCCCUGUUGGCUAGAGAUUCUGCUCAACAAUCACAGAUAACACAUACAAACACAAACACACACACACACACACAGACACACACACACACACACACACACACACACACACAAACACACACACACACACACACACACACACACACUACGGACAACUGCGAGAGACGGACUGCAAUGCACACAAGAGACAUAAGGAAAAGUCAAAGCAGAAUGGACCCCACAAACUAUCCCAAAUAUCAUCUACUUAGAUUUAAUAUAAAGUUUUAUAUAUUAUAUGAAAUAUAUAUUAUACUUGUAAAUACGGGAGUCAUUUUUACAAUGUAAUUAUUUAUGUAUGGUGCAAUGUGUACAUGGAGAACAAGAGGAAAAAAAUGGAAAAUGCACUUUGGCUUAUAUAUAUUAUAUAUAUAAAUAUAUAUAAAGAUAAAGAAAUCUUUCAAUACCAAUUUGAAAAAUUAUACAGCAAAAAUAGGAUCAGCCUGGUUUUGGUGUAUAGUUUUCAUAUUCUAUUAAUAUCCAGACAAAAAAGCUAACACCAUUCACACAUUGGUAAUAAAGUAUUCGCAUAAUA